Molecule: messenger RNA, 1586 nt
Organism: Pyrus x bretschneideri (Chinese white pear)
Lineage: Eukaryota; Viridiplantae; Streptophyta; Magnoliopsida; Rosales; Rosaceae
Product: F-box/LRR-repeat protein At3g59200
Exons: 2
Source: RefSeq, a predicted model, not a curated record
AAGAUAGGAUUGGUGAAUUACCAGAGGCCAGUUUCCUUCCUUCCAACAACAUGUGCUGUGAGGACCACCGUUUUGUCCAAGAGAUGGAAGAACAGAUGGACUUCCCUCGCUACCAAUCUAGACUUCGAUGACAGAAGAGAAUUUAAUACUAAUGAACCAGGUUGCUACAAUUCAAAUCGUUUUAUGAAUUUUGUUGACUCUGUAUUUUUCUUGCGUGACUCAUUAGACAUUAACAAGUUCCGUCUUGCAAUAUCUGAAUCCAUGGAUUUCUCUCGUAUUGAUGCUUGGAUUUGCAUUGCCGUUAUGCGCAAUGUUGUUGAACUUGAUCUUGAUCUUUCUGAUGAAAGUGGUAGAGUUCUUGAUUUUGAGAUGCCUCAAAGCCUUUUUAAGAGCAAAACACUUACGAUUUUGAGAGUGUCUUCAAAUAUUAUUUCCUACUAUCCUCCUACAUCAGGGUGUUUCCCUAGUCUCCAGUUCCUUCACAUUAGUGCUGAUAAUCCUUAUAAGGAGUCAAUAGAAAAGCUCUUUUCUUGUUGCCCUGUACUUGAAUAUUUGAGUAUACAUCUAUCUGUUGGCCCCGGUUUCAUCCACAAGAUUAAUAUCUCUGCACCUCAACUGAAAACAUUGCAAAUAUCUUUGGAUGAAGACAAUGAGAACAAGAACUACUUUUAUAUUAAUGCCCCACAGCUUGAUAAUCUCAAUCUCAAGGGGCGUGAUUUGUCAAAUUAUUUUUUGCAGAAUGCAAUAUCCGGAAUCAAUGCCAGUUUUGCUUUCAAAUACCUUUCCAGAAAUCAAUUGUUCUCAUUUCCCGAGCGUGCUCUGGCUGGAAUUUCCAGAGUCAAGUAUCUCUCUCUUUCGGCAUAUUCUUUGGACGCCCAGUAUCUCCCUGUUUUGGUUAACUUGACCAAAUUGAAGCUGGUCCUUCAUGAGUGUAAGUGCUGGGAAUUGCUAGCAGAGUUGCUCCUCAGAGCACCGAAUCUGGAAGAUCUUGCCUUGGAAGAUGUAAGUAAAAUCGGUAUUCGCUUAUUCUAUGCUCCACCGACAUGCAGCAGCUCAUAAAGUCAAUUCUCGUUCCAUUCAUUCUGAGGAAGAAUAUUCAGAGGUACGGGAGUCGCCAAAGUUUCUACCUAAUUGUUUAUCUUCGCAUCUCAAGACUAUCUCCAUUACGGGAUUCAAGGGAAGGCCGAUUGAGAGGGAAGCGGCUAAGUACAUGUUGAGGAAUGGUCAUCUUUUAAAUAAGAUGACAAUUUACACACAUAGACGCCUUUUCUGCAAGAAAGAAGAAUUAUUGAAGGAGUUUUUGAUGUUUCAUAGGGCAAUGACUUGUCAAGUUGAGUUUAUUGAGAUGAAGGUUUAGGUCACUACAAGGAUUUGAGUUCAAUGCAUGUUUUGAUGUGGAGUUUGUAAAAAACAUAUUGGCAGUGGCAGGCAACCUAUUUCCAAUCUGUUUGUGUUGGAUUUAAGGAUCGAAUCUCUUUCGAUUCGUUAACUCUAGUGAGAUUUGAUUGAUAUGCUCUCUGCAGAAAGGGACACUGUUGUAGAACCCGCAUUUUUGUCUAUUUCAAUGAAUAGAACCGUCUAAUUUA